GUUCAUGAUAACAAUUUUGUAUAUUAAGUAAUCCAUGAUAGUUUAUUAUUGAGUUUCUAUUGAUGUCAGAGGUGUUGUUAGCCGACCUUUUGAUUUCAGAUCAACUUGCAAUAAAUUUGUGAAAUAUAAAUCACCACAAUGAAGAAUCUUUUACUUCACAGGAGGUUUUUCUUAUUUUGACAUCAACGUUUAGUAAAUUGUAAAACUAUGAAACUCCUUAAAAAUCUCCUAGGAUCUCACUGUAGGUUUUAACUCUUAACUAAGAAGGUAAAUGAAUCUAUUGAUAUUUUUUUGAUAAAAUUAGAAUCUAUAGAUAGUUUUUGCUUUUUUCUAUAUAUAAAUGCGUGGAUGAUGUGUCUUUUGGUCAUGGACCUAAACGGACAUCUUAUGCUUUCAAGAAAAAAGAGCUGGUCCAAAAUUAAAGCCUACUCGGUAAUGAGCUUGUGCUGAGCUAGAAGUGAGUUUGUUACGGUGGGACCCGCGUGUAACAAACUUCAUCAUCUUCCUUAUUAAAGCUUGUAGAGGUUUUACACAGAAAUUAUCCAAUUACAGAGGAAGAAAUCUAGAGAGAGUGAUUACACAGAGGAAGGAGAAAAAAGAAGAUCGAGAUAGAGAGAUCAACGUGAGAUCGUAGCUCUUGAGAUUACAGUGCAUUCUCCGGUUCACGGUUGCGACUUGCGAGUCUUCGUCGUCGGAAGGCUCACAGGCUAACAGCGAGUCAUCCUCAUCGCAAUCGCUGUGGUAAUCCUUUCCGGUGUAUGACUUGUAUAUGUUCUUGUAGUACCUGAGGAAGGAAGAACAAAGCGAUAUCAAGUUAGAUAUCACCACUAUUGUAUCACAUCGAUCUAGUGGAAAUCAUGAGAGUUUAGUUCUCUUUCCAGUCAGUAGGAAACGAAGACUAGGUAAACAAUUCUCGUGUGUUCUUAAUUAUUGCUUUAGAUCGAACUCAAACGAAAUCAAAUCAAGCGCAAAUCGAUUGAACUAGAACAGUUGGAAUUGAUCGAAAUUGAAUCUCGGUUCUCAAGAUUAUAUAAUGUUAUUAUUAGAAUAAGACUGUAUUUAUACGAAGGUUCUAUAUAUAGAAAUCAGUCAGUAUUUUGAAAAUGCUAGAGGCAAGACAUUCUAAAUAAAGAUAGCAAUUAUUAGCAAAAAUGGCUACCUUCUUUUUAUUUUAUUAAUUAUGGUGUUCUUUCUUUUUCUUCUAUUAAUAGAUGCCUAUUAAAACCUAACCCAUAGUGGUCGGGACUCAGGAGGACCAUAGAUGCUACUGUAAAUUCAGGUUAUAGCCUAAUACAAUUUCUACUACUAUUAUAUAAAUUAAAGUAUGAUUACUAAACGUGUUAGUGGCAAAAAAGAAAUAAGACAACGAAAAUGAUCAUAGACAUCAAAUAAAUUAUUCACCGGUAGGUUCAGUUUUGUCAAUCGACGGUUUUACUCAGCAUAGAUGUUACUUUAGAUGCAUGGAAAUUCGAAUGGUGGUAUACUGGUAUGCAUAUACGUUGCCCAAAAAGAUGGUACGGCGGGUAUGUAAAGUGUGGACAUAUGAUUGGAUAUCUUGUAGAAAACCUUUUUAAUUAUAUACAUUUUAAAAAUUAUUUUUCAUAAAUAUGUUGUGAAAGAUUAUUUUUACCAACAUUAAUUCAAAUACUACUUUGCAUAUAAAAAUUAUUUGAGGAUUAGUUCUUUAAAAUUAAAAUCGUAAGAACAAAUUUAUUGGUAUUUGGUAUGCUAUCAAGAAAACUUGUUAGGUUUGAUAAUUUGUUUUUAUUUUGAUAGGUGCGAUGUAUUUAUAACUUAUUAAGUUUUUCAUGUUCACUAAUAAUGAUUUUUACAUGAUCUCUAGAUCAAUAUUAUAACUUAUAAGCAAUGUUUGAUAUAGAGGGACACUAUUAUCGUAUUGGGUAAGGUGAUCUGAAGCCAAAUAAAGCUUCAAAGGAUUAUUUAAUAAACCGAAACUAUAUUUCUAUCAAAACCUUACAUAAUUAUUGGAGAUAUCUUUACACAUUAAUAUAUUUGUAUAGUGGUGCAAAUGAUUGGAUUCAUGAACAAAGAGCUGACAAUCCAAAUGAUUAAGAAACCGGGAGAAGAUUCCUUUUAUUUCAUCCUUGCAUGCCUUUAUGACCAACCAGCACAUCUAAACGGAGCCCUAAGCCCUUUUUAAUCAAAUAUUAUUAGUUUUUCAACGGUUAGUUUGAUCGUUAAUCUCCAGCUUUUAUUUUAUUUUUUGAAACCCUGGUAUCGAGUACUUUUCUAUUCUAAAUUUUAAUAUAAAAUUGAUUGGUCAAUUUACAAAAUGUGGAAUCUUUAUAUAUAAUGUGUAUGUGUGUGUGUUAAAAGCGUCAUUUUGCUAAUUUUUCUAUUUCGAUUAGUAUCUACUCCCUCCGUUCCUAAAAGAUUCAUGUUAUAGUUUUUUCAGACUUAUUAAGAAAAUAUUUAAAAUUGUAUUUUUCAAUACAUUGUUUUUUUUAAUUAACUAUUCCCAAUAACUUUUAACCAAUGAGAUUUUAUUAAACACAAUUGUAUUUUCUGAAAAAUAUAAUUUUUCAUUAAUUAAUAUCUUGAAAAUGUAAAAAAUGUAUAUUUUUGAAACAAAUUUUUUUAAAAAAAAAUAGAUCUAUAAGGAACAGAGGGAGUAUAACAUUUGAAGUCUUAGAAAAUUUAUUUUGUUAUGUAGGUAUUGAAGAUAUAACCUCUGAACAUAGUCUUCUUGUUUUUGCAUCAUUUUCUUAAAUAAUGAAUGGCCAGAUAAAUUUGUAGUUUUGUAUAUGCACAGUAUUUGUUGAAAAUUCACAAAUCAUGUAAUAAUUCGGUAUCAUGGGUUACCCUACCCAUCUGAACUUAAAGCCAUUGAAUGGAUAGCAAAUUACAUUACUAUAUGUGUAUAUUACAUGAGUGCUUGAAUCUCCAUGUACUCUAAUAGAUUAGAGCAUUUCCGCAUUUCCAAUGUACAUAUCUAUUUUAGAGGAAAUUUAGAAGAAUUCUACUUUUUGUUUUCAUUAGAAUAAAUCUAGUUUUAUAAUCUGAAUUUUUUAUUUUAGAAAAAGAUAUAUAGAUGAAAAUAGAAACGGGUUGGAGAUGAUUUUAAAGCCGCAAACCAAAUCAGAGGUCAAAAGUGGAUCACCAUCAUCAUGAUCUAAGGAAUCUAAGUAAUUAUAGCUGAUUAGUGUUUUCAUGCCUUGCCGAUAAACUAAAUUAAUAUGUAUAUAUAUGCAUACAAAUGAGUUUUAUAUGGACUUAAUGGUCUUUGCUGGUGAAGUUUACUUGUCUCCGCUUCUAACCCAAAACAAUAAUACUAUCAUGACGACUAACAUAUAUACAACUAUUAGUUAAAUGCCUCUAAUUCUUAUUUUGUAAUUCAUAUAUCCCUUUAUAAUACAAAAGAUAUAACCAACUUGAUAAAGUCAAAGCGAUGUUUUGUACUUUGCAGUUUUGUACUACUAACACUAUCUCUAUAUAUAUAUAUAUGUGUGUGUACGCUCCAGAUGUCUUGAUUAAAGAGAGAAGAAAAAGAACAGGGAGAGAGAUGAAGAGAAAGAGAUACGAAAUGGAGAAGAAGAAGACAGAGCUUCAAACCACCAUAGAAGAGCUAUCUCUCAUCACAAUAACUAAACCUGUAGAUGACACUGAAAUCACACAUAUACCCUUGAGGCCUCUUCUCUCCUUCUGCAACUUAAUCAUCCAAGUUCUUGAUAAGAUAGGACCGACAAUGGCUGUUCUAAGACAAGACAUCGAUCAAAAUAUUCAGAGAUUAGAGAAGCUUUGUGAAACAGAUCCUUGUGUUUACUCCAAUUUGGUUGAGAUUCUGAAGAAAGAAAGGAACGAGGGGACAUACAAGAUGGUUGCUAGUUGCAGUAGAGCCCUUCUUUGGCUCACUAGGACAAUGGAUUUUUCUGUGGGUUUGUUAAGAUUGUUGUCCAAAGAGAUGUCGUCAAAAAUGGAAGAACUUGUAGAAGAAUGCUACAUCGCGACUUUAAAACCACACCAUGGAUGGAUCGCGGCUGCUGCUUUCAAAGUGUGCUUGAAGCUAGUGCCUGACAAUAACACUUUCAUGGACGCUAUCGGUGCAAAAGACCAGAGCUAUGAGACUCUUAGAGAAGAUAUUGAUACAUUAAGCUCAUUGUUGACACCUAUUCUCAAAGAAAUUUCCAUUCUUCUGGUAACAAUCAUCACAGAUUUAUCUUUAUUAUAUACAACUAAAGUCUUCUUUACGUUUAAGUUCUCUAGGUUGACAUAUAUUGAUCUUUGUGCAUGAUGCUUCAUUCUCUCUUUCAGGAACAAUUCGGGUUGAACAGAUUAAAAUCGAUGUAAAAGAUGGAUUCAGAAGUGAUCUAAUCAUUAAUUAAUGUUUUUUGACAUUUUGUUAAAGUGAUGAUUUAUAUUUUAACAAAAAUGUCUAUCUUUGUAUGUAUAUAUCAGUUGUUAUAUACAGUGUGUUAAUUUAACAAUCCGAACUAAAUGAUUUCGCCGUUCA
This is a messenger RNA of Brassica rapa (field mustard), 4471 nucleotides long. RefSeq names its product glycolipid transfer protein 2. The record is from RefSeq and is a predicted model, not a curated record. NCBI's taxonomy places the organism in Eukaryota, Viridiplantae, Streptophyta, Magnoliopsida, Brassicales, Brassicaceae. Gene Ontology annotation, cellular component: cytosol; cytoplasm; membrane. Gene Ontology annotation, molecular function: ceramide 1-phosphate binding; ceramide 1-phosphate transfer activity. Gene Ontology annotation, biological process: ceramide transport; intermembrane lipid transfer.